This is a messenger RNA of Mycotypha africana, 528 nucleotides long. RefSeq lists its product as uncharacterized. The record is from RefSeq and is a predicted model, not a curated record. The transcript has a single exon. Gene Ontology annotation, molecular function: DNA-binding transcription factor activity; sequence-specific DNA binding. The annotation marks the transcript as partial. Gene Ontology annotation, biological process: regulation of DNA-templated transcription. NCBI's taxonomy places the organism in Eukaryota, Fungi, Mucoromycota, Mucoromycetes, Mucorales, Mycotyphaceae.
CUCCUACUCCUACUACGGCGACUUCUACAAAUGAUAAUAACAAAAGUAACUCCUCCUUCGCAUCAGAAGUACAGCUGAACAGGUAAAAAAUGACGGAGGAUAUGGAUUGGUAACAUACUACUAACAAGAACCUUAUUUAAACUUUUUGACGCAAUCCUAGACCUUUGGAUUAUUCAUCUGCCUGUCAACCCUCUCAUUCUACAUUACCUUUACCCUUACCCUUACCUCAACCGUCAUCCUGGUCAAACUCAUCAGCAUCGUUACUACCGCCUCCUCCUUCUUUAUCCAUUCAUACGGAUACUGCGGGUACGGGUACGGGUAUGGGUACAGGUACGGAUACGAAUACGAAUACUGUACGAAGAAGAAGAUCGAUUCAAGCCAUCACAAAAAUAAUAGAGACAACCGAGUUUCCUUACAAUGAUCAUUAUUUCUGGAAAAACAAUGGCAACACGAUACAAAAGAAGACAGGUUUAAAGAGCACCUAUUAUAAAUGUGCCAAUAGCAUCAAGGUAACUUAGUAAUUGUUAU